Molecule: messenger RNA, 1021 nt
Organism: Neolamprologus brichardi
Lineage: Eukaryota; Metazoa; Chordata; Actinopteri; Cichliformes; Cichlidae
Product: ninjurin-2-like
Biological process (GO): tissue regeneration; cell adhesion
Cellular component (GO): membrane
Source: RefSeq, a predicted model, not a curated record
UUCACAACGACCACUGCCACUCUUGCAUUAGUAUUUUCACUGCUGUGAGGGUAGCAUUCAAGGGUGUACUGUGUUUAGUUGCUUGCUCCUCAACGGGCCUCAUUAUGCAGGGAAUGGGAAAGACCGAGAGAGGAGAGCAGGGCCGAGACAUCGACCUGACAUCGCUGAGAUCCACCAUGCCAGCCAGCGGCCCCCUUCAAGGUGGUUCAGCCUCCAGCCUGAACAUGAACCUGUAUGCUACUAAGAAAACAGCAGCUGAGGGCAUGCUGGACAUCGCCUUGUUCCUGGCUAACAUUACACACAUGAAGACAGUCAUUGAACAGGGUGCAGGCUACAGGUAUUACGCCGCUGUUCUGACGCUCAUUUCCUUUUCCCUGGCUCUUCAGAUAGUGGCUGGAAUCCUGAUCAUCAUAAUCGCCCGCAGGGACCUUAACGUGGUGUCCAAUCAGAAACGACUCGACUACCUGAACAACGUUGCUACAGGCAUCAUCUUCGCCACCACAGUGAUUAACUUCUUCAUCAGCUUCUUCGGCUCCAAGAGGACCGGAUUCUUCCGCUGGCUGUUGGCUCGACUCCACUUUUGAGACACACAAAACUAUGAAAAUAUAUCCAAGUCAUGCGCAGACCCACCAACAUGCUUUGCAGCAGUAUUUCAUCUGUGCAGUAGCAUGACACAUUGGCCUAAGACAAAGUUGGAAAACAAUCCCAUGUGUUCAAACAUUGCAUCUUAAUUCCUAUUCAGACACUUGUCAAAUUUCUCACACUGUAAUCGAACUAAAAUAUUUUAACUUUAACCAGCUGUCAUUUAAACAUGCAUGGUUUUAUUUGCUCCAAUGACAUGCUUGUGCAAAUAUUGUACUUUUUUAUUGUAGAUGUCUCUACUUUUUCUGUGCAUUUUACAUGUAUUCUUCCCUUCUUUUAUGUGCCUAAUCGGUAAAAGUGUAAAGCUUGUUUUGAUUUUUAAAUAUACAUCUUAUUUUAAAACAUCUUUGACAUCAGUAAAAAUAGAAAAAAAAAUGAA